Messenger RNA from Styela clava, 2950 nucleotides. Its product is annotated as protein unc-93 homolog A-like. Lineage: Eukaryota; Metazoa; Chordata; Ascidiacea; Stolidobranchia; Styelidae. The record is from RefSeq and is a predicted model, not a curated record.
UUCACUGCUGUUCAACCUAGUCGUAUCCGCCUAAAACCAGCAGAGGCGUACGUCGAUAUGGAGGGUGCAGAACGUACGUCGAUGUUGAGUGUGUAAGCACGCAUAGCAUAAAAACAAGGGCUUAGCAGAAAUCUUAUGCAUCAGCGUGUUGUUAAACUUCGUUAAAUCAUGGAAAUGUCCAAGACUUCGACAAAGAGAGCGAUCCGAAAGCUUUGGAUUAGCUUCUUUCUGUAUUCAUUUGGUGUCUUCAUGAUAUAUUCAGCUUACGGGACUCUACUUAGCCUCCAAUCAAGCAUCAACGUCGUGGAUGGAUUAGGUACCUUCACUGUGGCCAUUAUUUACGGUACUGCUGUAUUCUUCACUCUAUUUUGUGUACCCCCAAUAUAUCGAAGAUUUGGGGCAAAGAAAUGCGUUUGUUGGUGUGAAAUUACGUAUGUCAUAUACACAAUUGCAAAUAUUUAUCCCACAUUUUACACAAUGGUUCCGGCAUCCUUUAUUGUUGGCAUGGGAGACUGUAUGUUAUGGAGCUGUAUGCCUUUACUUAACUCGUUCUUUAGUAAACGAUAUACCUCAAUAAUCGGGAAAAGCGCUGGUGUCGAAUCAAGAUUUUCUGGAUAUUUCUACGGAAUAUUUCAGAUGUCGAAGAUAUCUGGAAAUGUCGUAUCAUACACUGUUUUAUACGCCUUCAACUUGAAGUCAAUUCCAGAAGCAAAUGUUACAUCCGCAAAUACAGAAGGAAACUCAUCAAUAUUUGUGUCGGAAGAAAUAUUGCCACUCGAAACAAUAGACUAUCAGCACUGUGGAGCAAACGAUUGCCAGAAUGCCACAAUUGUGAGCAACUCAUUGGGCCAAUACGUACCAGCGAGUAAAUUGUCAAUAUACAUGCUAAUGUCAAUUUUGACUCUAUUGUGUGUUGCUGCGAUUAUUAUACAUGUUAUUUUCAUUCCGGACACCGGGGAGCACGGUAUGUCCCGACGAGCGUCUAAAGCUUCCAAUUUAAAAGUUACGGAAAAGGACUCAGCGCAAGUAGAUGGGUGUAAUGAUCGUAAUAACAAUGAUGAAACUGACAAAAAGAAUGUAAACAAGGAUAGUACUAAUGGUUGCACCAAAACAGCCGAUGCAAACCUAAUUGUUUGUGAAGAAAUGGCAAUCGAUCCGAAAUUACUCAAGAGAAAAAUAAAGCAGAGCAAAAGCAACCUCGCAUUCACUAUUUCAACUCUCAAAGAUGUCGUGAAACACAUCAUCAACUUAAAGCAACUACUUAUGACGCCGAUAAUAUUGUACACCGGCUUGACAUACGGUUUCCUAACAUCUGAAUUAACUCGAUCAUAUUCCUCUUGUGUAUUUGGUGUUGCGUCGGUGCCUAUUCACAUGACCUUCUAUGGUAUCGGCGCCACCAUAGUAUCAAUCAUGCUGGGAAAGUUUGGUAAAAACGUUCAUCGCACUGCCUUCUUUAUUAUUGCAAUGAUUUGCGAUGGCACUAUAUAUGCUUACGCCCUCAUUUGGUCACCGACGUCCGACACUUCUUACUGGUCGGUCAUACCAAUGUAUUUAAUACUGGGAGGAAUGCAAGGAAUAUGGGUUUCUAACUCUCAAGUUGUCCAAAUCAAAUAUUUCCCCCAUUGCCUCGACGUCGCUUGUUCGGUUUGGAACGUUUGGUUUAUGCUUGGGAUUGCAACACAAUUUGCAUGGAGCACAAGUUUUUGCGUUAGUACAAAAAUCUACAUUCAAAUCGGAGUAUUAAUAUUGAGUAUGAUCGGAUACGCUAUCGCGGAAAUACUUCACAGACGACAACUGAAAAGUCAGCGUCGCCCACAUGGUGGAGAGAUUGGCGAAGAAUCCAAGAAGUCGCCAAUUUGAUUACGUGAAGCAUUUAGUACAGACAUUUUUGUUUCAACUUUACGCGCAUAACUUCUUGUAUGCAAUGUAAUAUAUAUAUACAACUAUAUACUUUUGCAAAGUGUCGACAUGUUGCAAGCUCGCUCUUUCGGGACGCUGCCUCGAUUUGCAAGCAUCUCUUAACAACUGAACCGGGUAUUAAAAAAUUUAAAAGGUUUUUGAUGAAGUGAUCAAAUUCAUAAUUUAUUGUCUGAUAAUGCCGUUAAUUGAAGCUAAUCAGUUCCAUUCUUAUCAAAAUAGUGCAAUUUUGAUCGUAAUUUAAGUCGAGCGUUAUUCUUUACACUGUGCCAAAAUGUACUUUUGCUUACUGCUUUGUUGCGAUUGAUGCCUAGAUCGUAUUUUCUUUAGAAUAGUAAUAGUUCACACUGAUAACUUAUAUUGGCGUUCUCAACCGGGGGUAAAUUUACGUCAGUGGUUCUCGAACUGUGUGCCUAGAGAGAUUCUCUGGAGCACCACGGAGCUUUUCGGCGCAACAAAACAUGAAAGCAUGUUUUGUAAUAUGAUAAAUCAUACUAUCUGUCCAUUAAUCAGACUACGGAUGUGGAUUUUCUGGUAUGACAAACGAAAAACGAGGAAGACGUUUUGAAAUUAAGGGCGAGCGGAACUUUGUUUCAAUAUCAUUCGCUCUUAAUUAAAAUCGGAAACGACAAUAGCACUGGAGUUUACAGAAUAAAUAACUUUUCAAAGUGCGACUUGGGCUGGAAUAGUUUGAGAACCGCUAUUUACCUAUCAAAUAAAGUCGUUAGGCCUGCAAAACGGUGCAAAUGGCCAGUUUUGUUUACAGAGCAUCAUUAUCUCUCAUUAUAUUCAUUGCGCAACCACGAUUAUAUGAAUCAAAACAGGAAAUUAUGUGGCUGGACCAUUGAUCGUAUGUUUUUAGCAACUUAAAGUUGUUUUUGCAAGUGCUCAUCUGUGAGCCGAUUCCCAUAUUUUAUGUUUGCUUUGUAAUAUUGAUCUAACUCGGCAAUUUUCGAAAGGUCGUCAGCUAGGCGAGCCAUUGUUAAUCAAGAAAAACCAAUCUACUAAAUAUAUCUUCUUUGGAUAUACUUUC